CCGCUCGGCAGGCGGGGGAGGCAGAGGCAGAGGGGCUUCGGACGCAGAGUGGCUGGCGGGGCAGUCGCGGCAGCCGGAGGAGCAGCGCCGCAGGCAUGGGGAGCUUGAAGGAUGAGCUGCUCAAGGGGAUCUGGCAUGCGUUCACUGCGCUCGACCUGGACCACAGCGGCAAGGUCUCCAAAUCCCAACUCAAGGUCCUUUCCCAUAACCUGUGCACCGUGCUGAAGGUUCCACAUGACCCGGUUGCCCUUGAAGAGCACUUCAGGGAUGAUGACGAGGGACCUGUCUCCAAUCAGGGCUACAUGCCUUAUUUAAACAAGUUCAUUUUGGAAAAGGUCCAAGACAACUUUGACAAGAUUGAGUUCAAUAGGAUGUGUUGGACCCUCUGUGUCAAAAAAAAUCUCACAAAGAAUCCCCUGUUCAUUACAGAAGAAGAUGCAUUUAAAAUAUGGGUUAUUUUCAACUUUUUAUCUGAGGACAAGUACCCACUAAUUAUUGUGCCAGAAGAGAUUGAAUACCUGCUUAGGAAACUGACAGAAGCUAUGGGAGUAAGUUGGCAACAAGAACAAUUUGAAAAUUAUAAAAUCAACUUUGAUGACAGUAAAGAUGGCCUUUCUGUGUGGGAACUGAUUGAGCUUGUUGGAAAUGGACAGUUCAGCAAAGGCAUGGAUCGGCAGACUGUGUCCAUGGCAAUUAACGAGGUCUUCAAUGAGCUAAUAUUAGAUGUGCUGAAACAGGGUUACAUGAUAAAAAAAGGCCAUAGACGGAAAAACUGGACUGAACGCUGGUUUGUAUUAAAACCCAACAUAAUUUCUUAUUAUGUGAGCGAGGAUCUGAAAGAUAAGAAAGGAGACAUUCUCUUGGAUGAGAACUGCUGUGUGGAGUCCUUGCCUGACAAAGAUGGAAAGAAAUGCCUUUUUCUCAUAAAAUGUUUCGAUAAGACCUUUGAAAUCAGUGCUUCAGAUAAGAAGAAGAAACAAGAGUGGAUUCAGGCCAUCCAUUCUACCAUCCAUCUCCUGAAGCUGGGCAGCCCCCCACCACACAAAGAAGCCCGCCAGCGUCGGAAAGAGCUGCGGAAGAAGCUGCUGGCCGAGCAGGAGGAGCUGGAGCGACAGAUGAAGGAGCUGCAGGUAGCAAACGAAAAUAAACAGCAGGAGCUGGAGGCCGUGAGGAAGAAACUGGAAGAAGCAGCAUCUCGGGCAGCAGAAGAAGAAAAGAAGCGCCUUCAGACUCAAGUGGAGCUCCAGGCCAGGUUCAGCACGGAGCUGGAGCGGGAGAAGCUUAUCAGGCAGCAGAUGGAAGAACAGGUUGCCCAGAAAUCCUCUGAACUGGAGCAGUAUUUGCAGCGGGUCCGGGAGUUGGAAGACAUGUACCUAAAGCUGCAGGAGGCUCUCGAGGAUGAGAGACAGGCCCGGCAAGAUGAAGAGACUGUGCGGAAGCUACAGGCCAGGCUGCUGGAGGAAGAGUCGUCCAAGAGGGCCGAGCUGGAGAAGUGGCAUCUGGAGCAGCAGCAGGCCAUUCAGACCACGGAAGCGGAAAAGCAGGAGCUGGAGAACCAGCGCGUCAUCAAAGAGCAGGCCCUCCAGGAAGCCUUGGAGCAGCUGCAGCAGCUCGAGCUCGAGCGGAAACAGGCACUUGAGCAGUACGAGGGAGUUAAAAAGAAGCUAGAGAUGGCAGCUAAGACGACCAAGAGCUGGAAGGACAAAGUGGCCCAUCAUGAAGGAUUAAUUCGAUUGAUAGAACCAGGUUCAAAAAGCGCUCACCUGAUCACUAACUGGGGCCCGGCAGCUUUCACCCAGGCAGAACUUGAGGAACGACAGAAGAGCUGGAAAGAAAAGAAAACCACCGAGUGAGCCGUCGUUACGUCAGCUGUGUGGGUUGCAGGCACAGCUGCAGAACCUUAUGCUAAAGACAGAAGGCCCUGGAUUUUCUGCUUCUAAUCCAGCGCCUCCUGUGGGGUCAGUAUACUAAAGAAGCCUUCUUAUUUAUCUGCCAAUAAGGAAGGGCUUACCUGAAAAGAAAAAAAAAAAAGUCAACAUUGUCAGGCUCUUUAUUUACUCUUCUUUCUUUGAAAACCUCAGCUUCUGAAAAUUCCCUUCAGCUCCCUCAGAUUCUUUUCGGAGGCGGCGGUGCACAGAGAGCUCAGUGGCGUAUGACCAGGAGCCGGGAGGCGCUCAGAUCCCUGGGUAUCGGAACCUCUGUGGGCUGGGGCUGUUUUUGCAGCAGCGUAUUUCCUCCUCCGAGUGCUUGUUUCUAAACUAAGUCGGCCACUCUGCUUACCAUGGUCCGCGGUAGACGUGGACUGCCUCUGACCACAGCUGCUCAGCUGGAAAAGGCACUUCUCCUGGACGUGGUCCUCGCUCGGACUGAGGGGUUGCCAUUCGUGUCUUUGAUUGUACAUGUUUAAUGCCAUGUGAGCGAUUGGCAUCUAGCUCCAGAGGCACUGUCUCAAGGGAGCAGAAGUCUUUUUAAUAAUGCUUUGGCUGAGAUAGAUACUUAAGAAUCAAAGAUAACACAGAGAUGAACUAAGUGAAUCCCAUUCAGAAUGAUGUUUUGAUACUAAUUGAAUUCUUCCUACUAUUUAAAAUGGUUUCAACCAUCCACGUGCUGGCAGACCCCUCGGUUUUACAUUUGUAGUUACUGUACAGAACAUCUCUGGUGUGUGUGAAUGCUUGUCCUAAUCAGACCUUUGCCUUAAUAAACAGCAGUAUGAUCAUUCCUAGAAAUUACACAUGAAAAAAGUUUUUAAAAUGUAUUUUUGUGAUGUGCUGUGUUGAGAGGGAACAAAAUAUUUAUAAUUUUCAUUCUUACCUAAAUAUUGUACAAUGUAAUAUGCUGAAUUUUCUUAAUUUUUUGGCUAAUUUUCUAAGAUAUGUUAAAAAUGUUUUGUAUGGUUCUUGUUUGUUUGUUUUAGUCAAUUGGAGUCGGUAAGAAAAUAAAAAAAUAUGGGAAGAGCAUACAUUUUAAGCUGUCUGAUUUAACGGAACAGGAGGGUAAGGUUGUGUGUAUGUGUGCAUGUUUCCAUAUAAUGAGGUGAACUUGGAUUUAGGGACACUUCCUGAAAUACUGGAUUUGCAGUUUGUAGCCCCCAAACCGACACUGUCACGAAGUUAGCUAUGGCCUCGAGUUUGCCGCUUGAGUCACUGAUGUGGGAAACCAUGGUGGAUGCGUCAGCUUACAAGCGGGAACUCACACGGAUAAUUUCUCCCUCGUCCUCACUAUUCCCUCCAAAUCCUCUUGCCUCUGCUUUCCCGAAUUUUCUUUUCUGCCUCUCCUGUUUUUCUUUCAGUUUUUACCAGAGUAAACAGUGUGGGUUUUUUUGUUUUUGUUUUACACGGUUGCCAAGAUUAAAAAAUGCCUUUUGUGGAUUAAGCAGGCCCACUCAGUGCAGCCUGAUCAUGUCUUGGAAAGCUGAGAUGUGGAGGGGCAGUGUCUGGAGACGUUUUUGGUGGUCACUACUGGGAGUGUUCCUGGCAUCUAGAGGGUAGAAGCCAGAGGUGUUGCUAUAUACCCUGCAAUUCAUCGGACGGUCUUUGUAACAAAGAGUUACCUGGCCUGAUCAACAUUCUCUGCAGAAAGGCACAUUCUGGUCCAGAACAGAACAGGCUCUUGGCGUCAGGGUUUCCCUAGGAGGGGUGUCAGGACUUGACCUCGUUGGUGUAAAUGGAAUGCAUGUGGGAGGACAGCGACCGAGUGCUCGGUGAGCAGGCAGAGGGCAGGAGCCGAGGCUCGCCCGUGUGGGGCACUGUGCUUCAGAGACUCUGUAAAGGCCUUUUCCGCUUAUGUGCCAGGGAAGUUGCUUCGUAUAUGCUUUAAAGUCUUCCUAGGAUCCAGGCUGCUGAGGCGGGAAAUGUAAAGCUGCCAUGACCUUGAGUGUGGGGAGGGGCUGUCGGAACCAUUUCAGCAGCUGGGGAGGAAUGAGUGUGCAGAUUUAUGGCCCGGCUGUUAAUGUCCCUCGCAGAGCACCGGUGCCUGUUCCACUUGGCACAGCCUCCAUCGUGCCUCCACAGCCGUGCCAGCAAGUCACAGCUGUCCUGGCAGAGCAGGGAUGGGGUGACGUCAGGCCACGGGGAGUGGGAAAGAGGCGCGGCCCAGCUUUUACCAGAUCAUAGUAGGGCCUCAGCAUUGACUGCAAGAAUCAGUAUUAGGAGUACUUUAAGGUCCAUCUAUUUCUUUCCUCUUGUUCUUCCCUCUACUUCCUUCUGUAUUUUUAUAUUCAUUUUGAGACCCAUAAAAGUCACCCCUCAACUUAGGAAGCAAAAUGGUGAUAUCUACUCAUGCUAGAGACAACACCUGCCUGCAGGCCAGUGGUCCCCCCAAGGGCAAUGAGGCAGGUGUCCACAAGGAGACCCUGCAGGGGGUUCACUGCAGCUUUGUUCAGGAUGACCCAAAGCAGCAGCAACCCCAGUGCCCAUCAGCUGAAACAGAUCUGUGGAUGUGGUGUGUUCAGACAGGAAUCCUAUACUUCAUUUAAAAGUAGCAUUACUGAGAGAUGAAGUUCACAGCAACGUGGAUGAAUUUCACAGACAUUUUGUUGAACGAAGAAGCCAAACACAGAAAAUACUGCUUGACCCCAUUUAUAUUAAUUUCUAGAACCGGCAGAGCUAAUUUGCGGUUUUUGAAGUCAGAAUUGUGGUUACCUGGGGGUGGAAAGGAAAGUUAUUGACUGGAAACAAGUGAACUUUCUGGGAUGCUGGAAAUGGGUAGUGGUUACAUAAGUAAAAUAUAUCAGCUUUAUACUCAAGAUUUGUAGUUUGCUCUUUUGUACUAGUGCUUCUAGAAUGCUGGGCUGGCUAGUCCCUGGGGUCAGCUGGUCCAAAGCCCUCCCCUUUGCAGAGGACCUGGAAGGGGACCAACCACAUCUACCCAGGAACAGCUGACCGUCUUCUAGGAUGUGGUUCAUGACGCCACCUGCCUCCUCUGGGUUCUUUAAAUACAUUUGAUGUCACACGGUUUUAUCGCGGUGUGUUUCUGUCUCCCACCACACAGCUGGUUCCAUGUCCCUGCUUCACCCCUCUGGAGGAGUGGGCCCUGACCCCUUCUUGUCCUGUGCCCACCUUCCACUGACCUUUCUGAGGUUGCUGAGUCUUUGCCCUUGGGGAGUGGGUAGAUCUGUGGUGGACACUGAAUUCCAUCCAGGGCCAGCCUCAGAUUCCUCUUCCAUGUCUACUAUGUAGAUGCAGCAUACUGAUUCUCAGGGUCGUUCACCCACAGGAAUGAAGGCCUUUCUCCCUGUUUGUGUCCACCUCCUCAACAGCUGUCCUCAGGGCCCGGAUGAGGGCCGGAGGACGUGAUGAGUGGGAGACGGAAGCUUUCUCUAGCAGCCCCCACUCCAGUCAGCCCCGAGCCCUGCAUCCUGUCCUUCUUCCCCAUCUAAAUCUCUCAUUUCCUGUCCCAGGUCCCCCAGCCUCUUGCCCGCAGUCAACACUCUGCCUUGAGUAGCAGCCCAUGAUGGGUCUCUUGAUUACAGGGUGUCUUAGGUAUUCCUCUUUGAGUUCAUCCUGUGUGGGCCUCUCUGCACUUCCUGGACUUGGGUGACUCCUUUCCCAGGUUCGGGAAGUUUUCAGCUAUUAUCUCUUCAAAUAUUUUCUCAGGCCCUUUCUCCUUCUGGGACCACUAUGAGUACUGGUGCCCCCUGAUGUUGUCCCAGAGAUCGCUUAACCCUGCCCAUCUCCACCUCACUUAGUUGUUCUUCUGGGGCUUUGUCUUGUUCCUUCUUUCCUAGGAUGCCCAGGCUAGUGCUGACUCACUGAAGGACAGAGUCAGGGCUCCAAAGGCUCUGGGGCUGCUGCCCACCCACUGGCAGGUGAAGCCAGGGCCUGGGGCUACUGGCAGGCAGAGCUGGUCCCUGGAGUCUGGCUGGAGGGCCAGGGGUCCUGGAGUUCAUUUUAGAUCAUUUGCGGAGGGUGGAAGCAGUUCCUGACUCACUUGGGUAAGGGGCUUGGCGUGUCCUGAAGGUUGCGGUGGUCUGCUAGUGGACAGGGCCAGCCAGGGCCCAGUUGGGGCAUUGCAGCUUUCUGCUUCUGGUGUCUGCCUCAAUGGUGGGCAGGGCUGAGUCUGGAAGCAGCUGUGGGCUCUUUGGUCUUCAAGCAGCCUAUUUGCUGGGCCGUGUCUCCGCCCAGUUAGUUGCUUGGCUUGAGGCACCUGCAGGUUGUUAGGCUAAUGAGCUGGAGGGAGAUUUUCAAAAUGCGGUCCCCUAGCCUCAGCCUCAGCCAGCGCCAGCGUCCACACAGCUCCUAAGAAGGGCUGCUGCCAGUGUCUGUCCUCAAGGUGCGCUGCAGCCGUGCCCCCGUCUUUCCAGGAGACUCUCCAAGACCAGCAGACUGCUAUCCCCAUCAUACUUGUUCCUUCACAAGUCGAAACCUUGAGGUGAUAUGAAGGAGAUCAACAUCAAGAAAAGAAAAUUCAAUUCAGAAAUGAAGAAAACUGGAAGUUACAAAGUCUUGUGGUGAGGGGCUUUCCAUCUUGGCCAGAGCUGGUCUCCCUAGUGGGGAUUUUGUUGACAGAGUGGCAAGCUCUGGGAAAAUCCCGCAGGUGGCUGAGUUAACACCAGCAUACAUGGAAUCUGGACCGUCCACCCCUGUGCUGCCAAUCCCAGUCUUCUCUUCCAACCAACCCUGGGAAACUUCAUGUGAACGGAGUCGCUAGAAAACCCCCAACUUCCAGAGUUCCCUGCCUGCACUCUAACCUGCCCCGGAAAAUCCCACACCCAGAGCCCGCGGGCCGGGGAAAUGCCCUAGUGCCGGCCGCGAGGACCCGCAUGGCCGCCAGGGGGCAGGCGUGCGCUGCGGACUGUCCCGGCCAGACCAGGCGCGCUGCUCCCCGGCUCCAGCGGGCGGGGCGAGGGCCCGGGGUGGAGGAAGCCCCCAGUCUCGCGGCCCAAGGGAGCAAGCCCUGCUGCAAGCUCAUUUUAUCUUCAACACUCCGGGAACUCAGCGCUGCUCGCCUAGUUUACCGAUGAAGGAGGCGGAUUUAGCCACUGGCGCCAACACCUUCAACCUGCAAACUCAGUGCCAUCUGUUCUCAAGCCCAAUCCCGAGACGAAGAAAUCUACCGCUGAGAUUUCAUCAAAUCUAUGGCUGAGUCCAUCAGAGUUGUGACAUAAAGAUGCCUGGCACAGCAAUGCAAUACUCAAUAAAUGCUACUUCUGUUCUUUC
Molecule: messenger RNA, 7157 nt
Organism: Bubalus bubalis (water buffalo)
Lineage: Eukaryota; Metazoa; Chordata; Mammalia; Artiodactyla; Bovidae
Gene: SWAP70
Product: switching B cell complex subunit SWAP70
Exons: 17
Coding region: 96-1853 (585 amino acids)
Cellular component (GO): cytoplasm; nucleus
Source: RefSeq, a predicted model, not a curated record